Messenger RNA from Spirodela intermedia, 2065 nucleotides. Lineage: Eukaryota; Viridiplantae; Streptophyta; Magnoliopsida; Alismatales; Araceae. The record is from the annotation of a GenBank genome assembly.
AUGAGCGCGUCGAGGUUCGUCAAAUGCGUGACCGUUGGAGACGGGGCGGUUGGCAAGACCUGCAUGCUCAUCUGCUACACAAGCAACAAGUUUCCCACCGUAUGCACCGCAAGAAAAUGCCCAGUCCCCAAUCACUCUCUGUAAUUGUUUCUUUUCGUCUGCUUCCUUGUUGCUUUUUCCGGCACUUUUUCUCAGUUCUAAGUUUCGCUUGUGUGCGGCCGUCUGCCAUUUGCUUUUUCCCUCUCCUGUGGGGGAGAAGUCUUCUAUGGAUUUUUCCUUGAGAAGGCUGCAUAAAUGGCGAUGGCUGUUUAGGGCGACGUCUUUUCGCGUUUUUCUCCCUUCUGUUCAUUACCCCCGCUAAACUGUCUGUUCACUGCAACCCUAUUUAUUGCUUUUCGUUCCUUUAAUAUACCUGACUACCAUGAUGCUUCAACCAAUUUGUUUGGUUGGCUAGGCAUGCUAAACCUUCUUGGCUCUUUUAACUAAUUAUGCGCAGUCAUGACAGUGCUGCUCUUGAAUAAUUGCUUGUCUCGCCUGAGCAUCUGUGUCGGAUAUUUCUUCCCAUCUUUUCAGAACCGGACUGCUCUCUCGGGAAUCUGCCUUUUCUUCUCGCAGAGUCGUGGGUUUCUCUUAUUUCCGCUUACCUCUCAUCUGAGCGCAGGAUUAUGUACCCACCGUGUUUGAUAACUUCAGCGCCAACGUGUCGGUGGAUGGGAGCGUCGUCAACUUGGGUCUGUGGGAUACGGCAGGUGCGGACAAGUCCGCUCAACUUGUUUCUUCCUGCUCUUCUUUCACGGGUUUAUGUCGUUUCCGUAACGCUGCCCUUGUAGGCCAGGAGGACUACUGCAGAUUGAGGCCGCUAAGCUACCGAGGAGCAGACAUCUUUGUCUUGGCCUUCUCCUUGAUCAGCCGGGCAAGCUAUGAAAACAUUCUCAAGAAGGUACACAGAUCGCUUUCGCCAACAUUUGAAAGGCCUUCCAGUUGAUAGAGCAUUGAUCAGUGUUCUCCUCAUGUGUGCCCAAUAACUCAAAACACUUUUGCAUCCCUGAUCUUUAUUUCUGUAUCUCAGUGGGUGCCUGAACUACGCCGGUUUGCACCCAGCGUUCCAGUUAUUCUUGUCGGAACAAAGCUAGGUACGGAAAACUAUUCAAUUCUUUACCUUUUUUACUGCCCAUUAUUACUAACUAUGACAGUUUUGGGUUUAAGCUGAAUUCUAGAUCUUCGUCAAGACCCAGGAUACGCUGCUGAUCAUCCUGGCCCCUCAGUAAUAACAACAGCUCAGGUUAGGAAAAACUCCUGACACUUUUCUUUAGAGGGAAUUACUGUAGAGAUCCACGUCAUUCGUUAUAUUUGAACUUCUCAUCAGGGUGAGGAGCUGAGGAAGCUGAUUGGUGCUGCAGCCUACAUUGAAUGCAGCUCCAAAACCCAGCAGGUAUAUCACCCACAAAGUUCUUCAGAUUAUAUUGAUGAUGUAUUUGUAGCGGAUUUUCGUUUUGGCUAGCUAGCUUUAGCCCCCUGCAAACAAACUCAAUUAUCUAUAACUCCCUUUGUUUUUCAGCUAUACCUUUAGGCCCCCAAAUGCUAUAAUCUUCUUAGUUUUCAGUCCCUUAGCCUGAUUAAUUGUAUUUAACAUAAAUUUUAUUCAAAAGACUAAGCUACCCUCAUUAUAUAUAUCUCUCUGCGUCUUUCAAGAGGGAGAGAGAGAGAGAGAGAGAGAUGAGGUCUAUAUAGUUAUGAGGAUAAUUCGAAAAACUAUUUGUUAAAUAUGAUUAAUUAGAGGGACUAAACAUCAAUUAGAUGAUAUUUUCGGGAGAUUGAAAGAAAGGUCCAAUUGAAAGACAACGGGACUUCUCGAUGAUUCAGCUGAUCUGUGGGUUGCUAAAACAAUAUAACCCUUAUAUAUCUUCUUGUAUAGUUGACCAUAGUUUCUGAUGUCCCUGUCUACGCCCACAACGAUCCACAGAACAUCAAGGCCGUCUUUGAUGCUGCAAUCAGAGUGGUCCUUCAGCCGCCAAGGAGUCUGGAGAUGGCAAAGAGGAAGCGCUCUGGGUGGUCUUUCAUGUGA